Molecule: messenger RNA, 3389 nt
Organism: Plodia interpunctella (Indianmeal moth)
Lineage: Eukaryota; Metazoa; Arthropoda; Insecta; Lepidoptera; Pyralidae
Exons: 6
Coding region: 394-2910 (838 amino acids)
Source: RefSeq, a predicted model, not a curated record
GUACCUACCUAGCUAAGCUAGCAUGGAAUCAAGAAUGAGAAAAAAACUAUAGUAAAGACGGACGAGAAAUUCUCUACUCAACAAACUAAAAUAAAAAGCAAGCAAUUUUCAUUUCAAGGUUUUGUAUCAGGCAGUCAGUCCAGUAGUAUUCCAAGCAUUUCGUUGUUUAGAUUUCCAAAUCGAAGACCACAUAAUGGACUACUCUCGUGAAAUAGUCGCAUUGCAGGGCGUGAUGGUAUCUGCCGACAACAUGCAUUCUUUUUCUAAAUUAUUAGCAAAAGGCGCAAAAAAGCAACGGACCCCAGGAUCUUCUUGUUUACUUUAUUUAAGACUGGCGGCCCGUCUCGGCUUCGCUCGGGCAAUGAAGAAAAAGUUAAAUACAUUAUCAACUCUAUGCGGAUCUAUUUAGAAGAACAAAAUUUCAUUUCAAAUAAUGUAUUAACAAAUAGCACAAAAGACAAAGUUCGUAAUUUAGCAUUGUUUUUAAUAUUAAAUGGAGAUUAUGAAGUGUUGCGGCAGAUGGCAGAUAUUGAUGAGAUUGAAAGUUUACUUUGGAUGCUACCAACAAUUCCCAAAUAUUUAAUGUGUGAAAUAUUUUGGAGUCUUCAUUUUGAUGAAUUUGUUUAUGAAUCAAUAGCAUUUUGCAACCCUCAGUUAAGUCUGGAAUUAGCAUCUGCUUUUUUAGAUAAUAUCAAGUAUUACUCUCCAAUGGAGUCUCUACACAAGUUGAAAAUAAUUGCUGAAGCAACAUACAGAGCCAUUUGUAGACUUCAUUUCUAUAAAUUUGAUAGUAAGACUUUAUCAGACAAGGUAUCAAAGAAUUUUAGCAACUUAGAAAAAUGUAUGAUAUAUUUCUGUGAUCCUCCAAAAGCAGAGAAGUUGGAUAAUCUCAGUAAAGAUAAUUUAUAUAAGUACAAAGGUGACUGCUUGUAUACUGUUCUUGAGUUAGUCGAUAAUUGCUUAGAAUUAUUCUCAGGGACACAUGAGCUUUACCCUGAAAACGUUGGUGAGUUGUAUACUUACACCCACUUGAAAGGAACACUUCUAAAUGAGUUUAAUUUCAACCCAUGUGAGAGUCCCAACAUGCUUAUUACCGAAUGCUUCAACAGAGUUCACACAGUCCUUUUAGACAAGUUUCAAUAUCUUGUAAUGGAUGUCAGUGUAGAUAUUUUUUGUGCCUGGAGUGAAUUUAUGGAGAAUGGUAGAAGUAUGCAACAAAAAAUUGGGGAAUGUUGUUACAAAGUACACAAGAAACUGUUGAGUGUGAACAGUGUGGCAGGGCAUCCAGUGGUGGAUAUGCUGCAGCAGAUAUCCAGCAAACCUGUGGAUGUGAACGAACUGGUGAAUGCAUCAGACACUACCACAAUAAUUGAAAAAAUCAACAAUAACAGUGGAGAAGAUAAAGUAGCCUGGUUACAGGCUUUAAUAUACAAAGAUGAUUUAUGUCAAAAUAGAACUCUAAUAGAAUAUCUGUCUGCAAAUAUUCAUCUUUUAAAUGAGGAACAGUCUAUCAAACUCUUUAAAGUUGUCAAAAACUAUCUGUCCAGCAUACCAGAAAAUAAAUAUAAUCUUGAAAUUUUAGCAGUAAAUGCUUUCCAGCAUUGUAGCAAUGAUGCAAAAUAUGAAUUACUCAAUGAACAUUUUAGUGACAAUGUGUUUGAAGAUAUGACAGAAACUGAGGAAUUUCGCAUUCUGCUAACUGAAACAUUCAACAAAAUCAUCUCCUCAAGUGAAUCUGAUGUUUGCAGAAUUCUGACAUUAUUUCUGCAAAAUCCAAAAAAAGUCUACACUAAGAUGUUUGAUUUAGCAUUGGAAAAUACACACCAGACAAAUAUAAUUGUAGAUGCAAUAAAACUUAUAGAAAACUUUUCAAAUCACUAUUAUAGCUCUGAUAUGGGACCUUGUCUAAUUGUAGUAAUGCAAAAGUCAUUCGAAAAUUUGGAUACAGAUAAAAAGAAAAAUAAUUUUGUAUACUUAAUCAGUGAACUAGAGAGUGAAAACUGUAUCACUUCUGCAAAAUUGCUCAUGCUGAUAGUGAUGCCAAAUUUACAUAAAGCAUUAUUGAACAGAGAUUUAGGAAGUCUAUAUGUAUUAGUUAAGAUACUCAAAGAGGCAUAUAUACUGCCAGAACUUUUGCAGUACAGGGCUCCAGUGCUGGCCAUGUUGGCUCAGGUACUUGAUGUGACUCGCUGGAAAAUUGAUAGUUUUGCAGAUUAUGGUCCAGAAACAUUACACCUUGCAUUGCAGUUGCAAACAUCUUUGAUAAAUACAUACAGGACAACAAUACCAGAUAAAGAAAGCAACUGGCUAAAGGCUAAAGUGAAAAACUUGCACUCUUUAAACAUGUACUACUACAGGAAGCUAUGGGACCUGCCGGGCAACAACUUUGCUGAAAUAAUCAGCGGCAAACAUAUAAACAGCAACAUGGACACAGAACAAUUAGCUACUUGGAUAUCACAGAUAAUAUGUUCAAGCACCCAAGAUGAAUGGUGUGACUUGUGGGAUAGUUUUGCAGUUUUCCCUAACACGAUAAUUUUAAACAUAUUUCAUGAUGCGAUGUCCCUACUAACGAUUGCGGAAGGCGCAAAUCGUACAGAAGGAUCCUGGCCUUGUCUCCUCUACUGCUAUACAAAUUUUGUAUAUGCAAUAAGGUACAAAUUCUUCAAAGAGCCAUUGAGAGAUAAUCAAGUGAAUCCAGUCGUUGACAAAAUUUCUGUAACAGCAAACCUUAUAGAGGAAGACAAUAUAGAAGAGCUCGCCACAGCCUUCCUGCCGUUGUUUGCUUACAUGGCUGAGAGGAGGAACGAUUACAAGAUGAAUAUUAGCCACUAUUUGCGAAACAAAUUAAGACACAAGAAGUUCGCUGACACCAUCAAACAAGUAUUUGAAAAUGCGAACGGUGAAAAUUAAUGAAAAUUAAAAUCAGUUUUUCGUUUAACGUACCACUAUUAUGAUUUAAUUUGUACGUAAAGUACAAUGGCAAUCUUAAGUUUCACUGAACUAAAUGACUUCUUCCACAAAUUCAUACUAAGUUAUUUUAUGGGAUUAAUGAUGUAUAUGUAUAAUUGCUUUACCAAGUAUUUAAUAUAUUUUAUGGCAUAGCCAAAUAUACUUGCGUAUGAACGUCGAAUGUGAACGCGGGCGUUUCUUUAAGCAAUAAAAGUAGAUCUGUUGCUAUAAGUGUAUAUAGUAAUGUAGUUUUGUAUUUUAUAAAGUUUUCAUUUACUACAAUUACCUAUUCGUUUGUUCAGAUAAUAUGGCUCACUUUUGUUUUUGAUCUCUAAUAACUACACGAUCUGCACAAGAGCAAUGUGAUAUUCUUUUCUAGUUGCAAAAAAGACUGAAGCAUUGUAAAAAUAAUCUUCUAAUAAACAACCUUGAUGCGAAAA